UCUCCACUCCCCGUUUAUGCGCGAGCAGAGCCGACUCCCUCCUCACGCGGUGAGAAGAGAAAAGGGGAAGAAGAAAAAGCAAGCAGGUUGUUAUGGGAGAGGAUUAAAACACGUGUGCUUAAGAGUAAAGAACAGCGACAGGUAGGAAGUGAGUUGUGUCGCUUUUAACUUGAUGGUCAGCAGUUGUUCGGGUUUUUCAUCAGCCGCUGAUGUUCUCUAAUCGGAAGGCUCCUGAAAAACACGAUCCCACCAGCUUCAUGCCCUGUCUCUUGUCAUUACCGAGUCAAGAGAGCCUGUCUCCUGUGAGCGUGCCACAUCAUUGCUGAAAUCCCUUGAUCCAGCACAACGUAAUCCCAACCCCCGGACCUCCCACAUUGCACUGCUUGGCUGGUCGGCAGCUCCACUCGCUGUGGGCCAGGAUGAAUGAUGUUCUGGAGGCCAUCUCCCCGGCGACCAGCCUCAGCGGUCCGGCCACCUGUGUCUCCAAAGUAGAGCUGCGUGUGUCUUGCAAAGCCCUGCUGGACCGAGACACGCUGAACAAGUCAGACCCGUGUGUCAUUCUCAUGGUGCAGACCAACGGGCAGUGGACAGAGCUGGACAGGACAGAAGUGAUCAAGAGCAACUUGCACCCGGUCUUCGCCAAGGUUUUCUCAUGGGACUACUACUUCGAAGAGGUUCAGAAGCUGCGAUUUGAAGUCUAUGACAUCCAUGGCACUCACAGCAUCGGGACCCGCGACGACGACUUUCUGGGUGGGGUGGAGUGCACUCUGGGCCAGAUUGUGGCCCAGAAGAGGAUGGUGAAGCCUUUGUUGCUUAAGUAUGGGAAAUACGCCGGCAAAUCCACCAUCACCGUGCAUGCUGAGGAAAUUUCUGGCAACAACGGUUAUGUGGAGCUCUCCUUCUGUGCCAAGAAGCUCGAUGACAAGGAUCUCUUCAGCAAGUCGGACCCAUUCUUGGAAAUAUACCGAAUCAAUGACGAUGAAACCGAACAGCUAGUGCACAGAACAGAAGUGAUUAAAAACAACCUGAAUCCAGUGUGGGAGCCCUUUAAAGUGUCUCUCAUAUCUCUGUGCAGCUGUGACGAGGAGCGCAAGCUCAAGUGCCUCGUGUGGGAUUAUGACUCCAGGGGGAAACACGACUUCAUUGGCGAGUUCUACGCCACAUUCAGGGAAAUGCAGAAAAUUUCCAGUGGAAAUAAGGUUACGUGGGAUUGCAUCAAUCCCAAGUACAAACAAAAGAAGAGGAACUAUAAAAACUCAGGAGUUGUCAUCCUCAGUGACCUUAAGCUCCACAGAGUGUACUCCUUCUUAGAUUACAUCAUGGGAGGAUGCCAGAUUCACUUCACGGUUGCAAUUGACUUCACAGCCUCCAAUGGAGACCCAAGGAACAGCUGCUCUUUGCACUACAUCAACCCUUACCAACCCAACGAGUACCUGAAGGCUUUGAUAGCAGUGGGGGAGAUCUGUCAAGACUAUGAUAGUGACAAAAGGUUUUCAGCUCUGGGGUUCGGAGCCAGAAUCCCUCCAAAUUAUGAGGUGUCCCAUGACUUUGCCAUUAAUUUCAACCCAGAGGAUGAUGAAUGUGAAGAGAUCCAAGGAGUGGUCGAGGCAUACCAGAACUGUCUCCCCAAGAUCCAAUUGUACGGCCCAACCAAUGUUUCUCCCAUCAUUAACAGGAUAGCAAAGCUCGCAGCCGGCGACGGCAACAUUAAAGAUGCUUCUCGGUACCACAUCCUGCUCAUCCUCACGGAUGGUGUAGUGACAGACAUGGCAGACACGCGUGAGGCUAUUGUGCGAGCCUCCUACCAGCCUCUCUCCAUAAUCAUUGUUGGUGUGGGCAAUGCAGACUUCACAGACAUGCAGAUUUUGGAUGGAGAUGAUGGCGUUCUGCGCUCACCAAAGGGCGAACCAGUCCUGAGGGAUAUUGUGCAGUUUGUGCCCUUCAGAGACUUCAAAACGGCUUCACCUGCAGCUCUGGCCAAAUGUGUUCUGGCGGAGGUGCCCAAGCAAGUAGUGGAGUACUACAGCCAUAAGGCCAUCUCCCCUAUGUGUCCUCUGAGGGAUUUACUGACCCCCGUCCUCAGCCCUCUCGCCACCACCCCUACUGAAUAACCAUCCUUCCUGCUUAUGGACCGAGCUUUGACCACAGCGGCAGUCCAGCAAACUGAAGGGGGAGAAAAGACGCAUGCCUUGCGAUCGUGGGGAUGGAGUGGAGAAGAAGAAUCGUUCUAAAUGUGUUGUUACUCCUUUAUCUCAUUUUUCACACCCAUCAAAGUGUUUACACAUGACAGUACAACAAUGGCUGGGCGAACCAAGACCCUGCAGCUUGCGGGUCUCAGCAUCAUGGGUCCUGGAGGCUUGUGUUGUUUUUACCCCACCAUUUGUUUUGCAUGCAGGCCAAAUCCUCCAGUGCUGAUCCAUCCAUCGGGUGAAGGCUUAUUAUUCCUUCCUGGCCUUAAAAGUCAACAGCUCUGUCUUUUAUGUUGCUGUUUUACAAAUGUCAUAUCUUCACAUUAUUUUGAAGAUGUGCUGUAUGCCAAAAUCCAAUUCCUUAACUGAGAAAUACCGAAGUCUAUAUAUUGUUGUCAGUGCUGCAUUCAGAACUUUACAUUGACUUUGACUUACGCACCUUCGUCUCUCGAUUGACCGUACUUUGGAUUACAAUGAGGCAACAGACAUCUGCAGAUUAGUGUAUUCUAUGUUAAUAAUCACCAAACUACCCAGUAAUUAAAAUAAUGAGACAAACGCAGCAGUGAAAAAGUCUUUGUUAACUUCUGAUGUUUCACCGUUUUAGAAGUGUUCACGUUGUACAUCUUUGGAACUACAUGAGACAUUACUUCUGCAGUAUGAUACAUUUGCUAUAGCUUGAGCUCUUUAUGCUUUUUUCAGUUACCACAGGGAGUCAACAAAUCUUUGCAAGAUAUUUUAAGCAGGAUAUGUGUUUUGGUUUUCGGCAUAUUCUCCGGACAAAGCGCAAAUAAUUUUUGGCGCCUAGAAAAGAUGAACAACAUUACCCCAUUUUUGGUCUUUUGUCAGGUGGCUAUGGUAUAAACUGUGAAAAUCUAAAUUGUUUGUUAUUGUUGUCAUCCCUGAGCCAGCCGACACAGGUAGCAUUCUUUACGUUUCUGCAGUGUUUCCUUAUUUUCUUUCAGCUGCUUUUUAUAUGCAAUAUAAUUCUUCUCGUUGUUUCAUAAAGGGUCACGGACACAUUUUAAAACCAAUGACAACACUAAGCGAUCAGUGACUCCUGUAAAACAUUUAUAUUAGAAUAUUACGAGAAAAAUCAGCGGUGAAAAUGUUCUCAGCAUAUUAUUAGUAUUAAGGGCUUUAUCAUUAAUGUGCAUUUCCAAAACAAACUUCUCUUUUCAUUUCUAAGCAUCUCUUGUCUGGUAGGAUCACUGUUUACUUGAGAUACUGCAUUGUAAAGCUUUUAUAUUGAGCUUUACAAUAUUCAUUAUAUUAAAAAAUGUACUGUCACUUACCUUGAAAAAUGCUUUCUCAGCUUUAUCAAGGGAUUAUUUCCCAAAUACACAUGCCCCCCAAAAGUAGAUGACUCGACACUUUCUUACAAAGCACUCAUAAGAGCAACAUUUUAGAGAUAGGAAUAACAAUAUAAACCCCACAAAGUCUAUCGGAGCGAAGCAAAUGUAUUACUGAAAUACACCAUUUUCUGACCUUUCCCUUGGCUUCAGACUAAGGCAUAAUAUAUUCCUUAAAUCAGAAGAUUUUAUUCAGAAAGAACGACAAAUUGUUACUCGUACCAGCAGAAGAGCAUCAAAGGCAUGAACGCUAUACUGUUGAAUUAAUCACCGUUCACAAUGCGGUAAUAACUCCAAUACUCUUUGGUUUGCUAUCGGUCAAUCUGCUGCCUCUUCUAGUAACGCCUGGGUGCUGUGUGUAUUUGCUUUGGGCGCAUUUAGCCGAUAUAAUGUAUUUGUGCUCUGAAUGAGGCUGAAGGCCUACUAAUUCAAGAGGACAUUAAAUCCAUUGAAUUUGUUGGGAGCAUAUCUACUCUUGACAGCUACUCUAGCAUACACAUGUCCACCCAAAAGCGUCAUAUAUUAAUCUGACUUUGAUUUGUCCUCUAGUGCUUCAACAGCCCUCCCCAGAUGUAGAAUAUUGACUUCUCGUGAAUGCCACUAAGCACGGCCAGCUCUGCUGUUGGCUGCUCUCUGAACUCCUCUGAAGAUCACACAUUGAGGAUUUGUAGCCGUACUCACUUUAAUGUGAAUAAUCCUGAAGGGAAUUUGGUCUCACGAUGAGUUACAGGUUGGAGUUACAAGUGAUACAAGUUAUUUAUCUCAAUUGAUAAUUAUCCUAAUAAAUUAAAAUAUUUUAACCAGAUAUAUGCUCUCCAACAAACCUUUGGUAGAUACCUAGUCUGAUUAAAUAAGAAAGGAAUCGCAGAUAUCGUGCUAAUUUGCAUGAAGUUACGAGCUGCACCAGCUUAAACGGUGUCACCCUGUACUCUUAUUAUUUGAGAUGUGAUUUAUACAAUUUCCCUCUUAUAAUGACACGUUUCAAUUAAUUAUGAAUUAAGUAUUCAUCAAUUAUCACUGUAUGCUUGUGUGCGAGAGCUAGCUGGACCUGUGCACAGUGUUACAUUUACUUACAAAAAGGAGAAAAAUUUAUUUUUAAAUGGGAGACCGUUGUUUGUAACACGGUGGUGCAACAGCAGCGAGCUGAAACGCUUGAGAGAUUAAGAGCAAAAACCAUGUGGCCGUCUUGUACUACGGAUUAAAAAAAACAUGGGAAGAAUUAACUGAGCUGUUUAUUUUCUCUUAUCUGCACUUACAACAUUGUCCGACAAAAUUAAGUCAUAAGUCAUAGGUUUUACACGACGCUGAUGUAUUUGAAAUAUGUCACAGUCUUUCUAUCUCUCUCUUUCACCCAUUCACUACCAACCAGGACAAGGUUUACAGCCCAUAACCAUGAUAUGCAACUGGUAUAAAUGCAGGCCGAGUGGGAAGGAAGCAACCCAUGCAUCAAUAUUGAGUAUUAGAUUUCUUCAAAAGGAAAAAAGGGAUCUGUUGCAUGCUUACUUUUAUUGUAAAGCUGUGCUGUUCACUCCUUUGGCUCUCAUGAUAUGCUUAUGUUGCAAGCCUACUUUUACACUAAUCGCUGUUCUUGUACUUUACGCUUGCAGUUAAGUAAAUAAAUCUCAUCAUUUAAGUGAAA
Gasterosteus aculeatus aculeatus (three-spined stickleback) is the source of this 5177-nucleotide messenger RNA. The record is from RefSeq and is a predicted model, not a curated record. NCBI's taxonomy places the organism in Eukaryota, Metazoa, Chordata, Actinopteri, Perciformes, Gasterosteidae.